GGGAAGGUCUCUAGCCAGAAAGAAGAGUCGGUUGGUCAGGAGAGCACCACCACUAGCAGCAGCAACAGCAGCCAUGGCGACGUUCAAGUCUAGCAUGGCGCCGGUGCCAUCGGCCAGCGACUUUCUCGACAUUGUGCUGUCCAAGACGCAGCGAAAGACGCCGACGGUGGUGCACCCGGGAUGGAAGAUCACGAGAAUUCGGUCGUUCUACUCGCGCAAGGUCAUGUUCACAAAGGACGCCUUCACCGAGAAGCUCGAUGCCAUCCUCUCGGACUUUCCCAUCCUCGACAACCUGCACCCCUUCACCUCGUCGCUGAUGAACGUCCUCUAUGACAAGAAUCACUACAAGCUGGCGCUUGGCCAGCUCAACACGGCGCGGCAUCUCAUCGACUCGGUGGCUAAGGACUACGUGCGUCUCAUCAAGUUUGGCGACUCGCUCUACCGCUGCAAGCAGCUCAAGCGGUCUGCGCUUGGUCGCAUGGCGACGAUCAUGAAGCGACAAAAGGACCCAUUGGCAUACCUGGAGCAGGUCCGCCAGCACAUUUCCCGUCUGCCGUCCAUCGACCCGUCGACGCGGACGCUGCUCAUCUGCGGCUACCCAAACGUGGGCAAGUCGUCGUUCAUCAACAAGGUCACCCGGGCCGAUGUCGACGUGCAGCCGUACGCAUUCACGACCAAGUCGCUCUUUGUCGGCCACAUGGACUACAAGUACCUGCGCUGGCAGGUCAUCGACACGCCGGGCAUCCUCGACCACCCGCUCGAGGAGAUGAACACCAUCGAAAUGCAGAGCAUCACCGCCCUUGCCCACCUUCGCAGCGCCGUGCUGUACUUUAUGGACCUCAGCGAGCAGUGUGGCUACUCGAUCGAGGCUCAGGUCCAGCUCUUCAACAGCAUCAAGCCCCUCUUUUCCAACAAGCCGACGAUGCUCAUCAUCAACAAGAUUGAUGUCCAGCGCCUCGAUACCCUCGACGCCGAACGUGCCGCCCUCGUCCGCGGCCUCGUCGACGAGUCCGACGGCAAGGUGCAGCUGGCGGAGAUCUCGACAUUCACGGAAGAGGGCAUCAUGGAGGCGCGCAAUGCCGCAUGCGAGGCGCUGCUGGCCAUGCGUCUCGACGCCAAGCAAAAAGGCGGCAAGGUCAAUACGAUUCUCAACCGCAUCCACGUCUCGCAGCCCAAGCGGCGCGACGAGGUGGAACGCAAGCCCUUCAUCCCCGAAGCGGUCGCCAAUGGCUCUCGUAGAAAGUUCGAAAAGGACGACCCGGAACGGAGGCAGAUCGAACGCGACGACGAGGAGGCACACGGCGGUGCUGGCGUGUACAACCUCGACAUGAAGAAGCGGUACAUGCUCGAGGACGACUCGUGGAAGUACGACACGAUCCCCGAGAUCCGCAACGGCAAGAACGUGGCCGACUUCAUCGACCCGGACAUUCUCGACAAGCUCGAGGCACUCGAGGCCGAGGAGGAGAAGCUGGAAAAUGACGGUUUCUACGACGAGAGCGAGGAGGAGAUCGAGGAUGAUGAGGCACGCGAUGUCCGCGAGGCUGCUGAGGCGAUCCGACGACGGCGCGAGGAGGCAAAGGGCUUCUCGCAGGACCGCAAGAAGCUCAAGGCGCGUGCGCGUGUGCCGCGGAAGCUGCAGACGCGGACAUUUAGCGAAAUGAGCGAGAAGCUCAGGAGCCUCGGCAUCGACCCCAGCAGCAUCACCGCACGCGCAGAGCUACUGGCAAAGGCAAAGGGUCUCAGCGUUGCCGGUGGCAAGCGAAAGCGCAGCGGUGCUGCGGCUGAUAGCGACGACGAUGAGGAGAUGAUGGACGGAGCGGAGGACGAGGAUGCAUGGGAGGAGGACGACGGUGACAACGAGGGCAUGGACGUGGACGGCGAGGAUGGCGACGGCCCUUCGACGCGGGCUCGCAAGGCGAGGCGGUCCGACACGGGGAGUCGUCUGGCGACGGCGCGCCGCGCAUCGUCGAACCUGUCGAACCGAAAAAAGUCCGGAGGCAGGCCCACAUCGCGCGCAGGCCCCGUGCGCAUCCCCGCGAGCAACCGGCAGCUCGCGGGCCUCAAGAACGAUGCACAGGCAUCCAAGGCACGCGAGCUCAAGGACCUGGGCAUUCGCCAGCGCAACUGGCACGCAAAGGCCGGCGAGUCGGACCGUGCCAUCAAGGAGACGAAGCCAAAGUGGCUCUUUUCCGGAAAGCGCGGCAAGGGCACCACGCGGAGCCGGUAGUCUUCCUCCAGCACACACACUCUCUCUUUCUGCCUCGUGUUUCUGUAUAUCUUCCACUCUACAAUGCAUGUCUCUACUACCACAAUGGCGACGUACAGCAGAGAGAGAAAGAUGGCGUGCGACGGCGCUCGCACUCAUUGACUCUCGUCCAUGGCGUCCUCCUCUUCCUGGCCCGCACUCGCCGGCUGCUCCUUUGCCCACUCGACAAAGUCGUCAAUCUGACUCGGCCAGGCCGCUGUUGUUCUUUCCUCAUCAGCUUAGUCCUCCCCAGAUAGCUUGGCUUCCUUGAAACUGCAUGCUCACCAUCAAAAUCGUGUGUCUUGAACUCCUCAUCGAUCUCCUUUGUAAAGUCGAGAAAC
Acaromyces ingoldii is the source of this 2586-nucleotide messenger RNA. RefSeq names its product putative NOG1-nucleolar G-protein required for 60S ribosomal subunit biogenesis. Gene Ontology annotation, molecular function: GTP binding; GTPase activity; RNA binding. The record is from RefSeq and is a predicted model, not a curated record. The coding region runs from base 74 to 2227 and encodes 717 amino acids. Gene Ontology annotation, cellular component: nucleolus. NCBI's taxonomy places the organism in Eukaryota, Fungi, Basidiomycota, Exobasidiomycetes, Exobasidiales, Cryptobasidiaceae. The transcript has 3 exons. Gene Ontology annotation, biological process: ribosomal large subunit biogenesis.